Anopheles gambiae (African malaria mosquito) is the source of this 2463-nucleotide messenger RNA. It is a transcript of the gene eRF1, whose product is annotated as eukaryotic peptide chain release factor subunit 1. Gene Ontology annotation, molecular function: translation release factor activity, codon specific; sequence-specific mRNA binding. NCBI's taxonomy places the organism in Eukaryota, Metazoa, Arthropoda, Insecta, Diptera, Culicidae. The transcript has 8 exons. Gene Ontology annotation, cellular component: cytosol; translation release factor complex. The record is from RefSeq and is a predicted model, not a curated record. The coding region runs from base 202 to 1515 and encodes 437 amino acids. Gene Ontology annotation, biological process: cytoplasmic translational termination.
GCCCCGUUCCUCAAACACACUCCUAUAGGCAGAACACACGAGUUUCUUCGCCAACCACAUGUGAAAGUAACCUGUAUCGUCGUCUACAACUAAAUUAUCAAUAUUUAGCACGCGAUUUCCUCCUUCGUGUCCUUCGCGAUAAUUUUGUAGCAAAUCCUCUUCUCUCGAACAGGUUUAGCUGUACAAAAGACAUCCAGCAACAUGUCUUUCGAUGAAACAUCGGCCGAUCGCAAUGUGGAGAUUUGGAAGAUCAAAAAGCUCAUUAAAAGCUUGGAAAUGGCCAGAGGUAAUGGAACGAGUAUGAUUUCUUUAAUCAUACCUCCUAAGGAUCAAAUCAGUCGCGUAAGCAAGAUGCUUGCCGAUGAGUUUGGAACCGCAUCAAAUAUUAAAUCCCGUGUAAACCGUCUAUCUGUUCUCGGCGCAAUUACGUCUGUUCAACACAGAUUAAAACUAUACACCAAAGUGCCUCCAAAUGGAUUAGUCAUUUACUGUGGUACAAUCGUGACUGAAGAGGGAAAGGAAAAAAAGGUUAACAUCGAUUUUGAACCGUUCAAACCAAUCAAUACCUCCCUUUAUUUAUGUGACAACAAAUUUCACACUGAAGCACUAACUGCACUUCUGGCCGAUGACAAUAAGUUCGGCUUUAUUGUUAUGGAUGGUAAUGGAGCUCUGUUUGGCACGCUGCAGGGAAACACUCGUGAGGUGCUUCAUAAAUUUACAGUCGACCUACCGAAAAAGCAUGGGCGUGGUGGACAGUCGGCGUUGCGUUUUGCAAGAUUGCGAAUGGAAAAACGUCACAAUUACGUACGAAAAGUAGCUGAGGUUGCAACACAACUGUUCAUUACCAAUGAUAAACCCAACAUUGCCGGAUUGAUUUUGGCCGGUAGUGCAGACUUUAAAACUGAGCUUAGCCAGUCUGAUAUGUUCGAUCCAAGAUUGCAAUCAAAAGUUAUAAAACUUGUUGAUGUGUCUUAUGGAGGAGAGAAUGGUUUUAAUCAGGCAAUUGAGCUAGCAGCUGAGUCUUUACAAAAUGUUAAAUUUAUUCAAGAAAAAAAACUUAUUGGUAGAUAUUUUGAUGAAAUAUCUCAGGAUACUGGUAAAUACUGCUUUGGUGUGGAAGAUACUCUUAAGGCCCUGGAGUUAGGAUCUGUAGAAACACUUAUAUGCUGGGAAAAUCUGGAUAUUCAGCGUUACGUUUUAAAGAAUCAUGCUAGCGCAACGUCUACGACAGUAUUACACUUAACACCCGAGCAAGAAAAGGACAAAUCUCAUUUCACUGAUAAAGAGAGUGGCGUUGAGAUGGAAUUAGUCGAAUCGCAACCUCUGCUUGAAUGGUUAGCGAACAACUAUAAAUGUUUUGGGGCUACGUUGGAAAUUAUUACGGAUAAAUCACAAGAAGGUAGUCAAUUUGUACGUGGUUUCGGAGGAAUAGGAGGAAUUCUCCGUUAUAAAGUGGAUUUCCAAUCCUUACAAGCAGAUGAACCAUUGGAUGAUGUUGAUUUGGAUGAUUAUUAAUUUGUUUAUCAUUCAUAGUCUAUUUAUUACAAGCAUACACUAUAUGCUCAUCAUAAUUGCACUACGAAGAAUUACAAAAGGAUGUCCUUUAUUUAUUUAUCUUAUAUUUUUUUAACGUAUCGAUCAAUUUGGUGAUCGAUGCCUUAUAUUGGCUUUAAAGCUUAGUAAUAUGUCUAUACAUUUGUGCCAUUCAGUUCUUGCUACGCGGUUUAACUCAUAAUUGAUGGUUCAAUAUCAAAAAUAUUAUAUUACUGCCAUUUGAGCUAAGGUAGUUUUUUUAAAUCUCAAAACAUAUUUUAUUUUUUCAUUUAUUAGCUUGUAGUGUAUUAAUCAUGUGAAUCAUUGUGAUCAUUACAAUGUGAAUGGAUUGCAAUUGCUGUUUUUUUUUAAUCAUACAGUUUUUAGCGCAUGCGUUAUGGUGAUUAUGGUAUAUGGUAUUUUUUUUACAAAAAAAGUAUUAUUAUGUUGUUUUUUGCUACUCGUUUUGCUUCACAUUCUCUAUCUAAUUUGUUUCUUACUGUAGUAAAUUUCAAUAUUUUUUUACAUUUGGAUAGCAAUAUCCUAAUCUAUAUAAUAUAAGCUCAGGUAGCGCGGAUUUUGAUUUUCGCGCGGAAUUUUCGUUUGGUGCCGAUUUCGCGCGGUUCUACUAUUCAUUUACGUGGAUUUUGCGGAAAUGAGAUAAUAACCUAUACAUUAUAUUUCGUUAUGAUUCCUUCUGUGUCAAACACCCCAGAAUCGAAAUCGAUAAACUUGCGUUCUAAAAAUUUACAUUAGCACGAUGAACGAAACAUAAUUAAUCUCUAGGAUUUAAUUCAACUCCAGCUUUGUAUAUGAUACUAAACGUGAUAGUGAGUGGCAGUCAAAGUGUGAAUGAGCGGAAUGAGAAAGCUGAUUUUGUUUAAAUGCAAUUCGAUGCAAAACAUGACUUAAUACAUACCAUUCAAAAUA